AUGGGUCGAAAGAAGUUUGAUGCUGUUCAUAGGUAUUUUUCAUAUGAUCCAAAUACACAAAUAAGUAAAUGUGAACUUUGUGGACGUGACUUGAAGGGUUGCCAUUCCUCCAACUUGAAAAAUCAUAUGGUAGCACAUCACCCUGAAGAUUUUGCUGUCGUGAAAGCAUUGAAUGUAAGCAUACGAAAAGAUAAUGGUGAGACCAGCAAUACCGCCACUACUACUCAAUGUAGUCCUAAAGAUUGCAAAACCGAGAAUGGUUCGGAAAAUAGUGAAGAUGGCGCGGAGUGGCUGGAUAGUGAAUUCGUCAGUUGUCAAAAUACCGCCGAUAAGCCAACUUCUUCGCAAACAGAUGACCACGGUGUUGACACUCCUGUGCAACAUCAACACACAGUAUCAGCACCAAAAAAAUUUAAAAACAAUAACAGUUGUUCCCUGAAUGUCAGUGGAUCAAAUAGAGAUAGUAUGAUGGAGAGCAAUAUGUUAUUUGGAAAAUUUAUUGCUGCUGAGCUUGGGAGAUUUCAAGGAAAAGAACGGUACAUAGUCAUGCAGAAAAUUAUGAGGAUAUUGAUGGAGUAAAAGCAAAUGUCGUAAUUUGAUUAAUAGAACUGUACUAUACUUUAAGCGGUAUUAUAUUAUUUGUGCUCUUAGUAUAAAACUAAAUGUAUAAAUGAAGAUUCUGAUAGCGUGAAAAGUUGAAUUGAAAUUUCAAGUAUUUCAUCAAAUAUAUUUUUUAAAUAAAAAAAGUAUCGUUUUAGACAUUAAUUCGGGAAAAAAUGUAACCACUACAUAUAUAAUACAUAUGUAUAAAAUUCAGCUUAGAAUCUCGAUUAACUCCAAUAGUAUCAGGAAUGACGAUUUUUAAGGCAUACCAAUUAAAAAUACUUACCAAUUUUAAAAAACAUUUAUUUUCGGAAUGUACGAUAAAAAACGUGGUGCAUUUAAUAGUGAGAUUACAUCCCCAUAAACAAUGCCUUGUUAAAUAAAAAAUAACAAUACAGACAACACUCUACGGCAAAAGCAAAAAUAUCCUUUGAAGUUGAACAUUUUAGGUACCCAGGUACGAUGACAUCACUUGUAAUCAUGUAUC
Hyposmocoma kahamanoa is the source of this 1090-nucleotide messenger RNA. RefSeq lists its product as uncharacterized. The record is from RefSeq and is a predicted model, not a curated record. The transcript has 2 exons. NCBI's taxonomy places the organism in Eukaryota, Metazoa, Arthropoda, Insecta, Lepidoptera, Cosmopterigidae. Bases 1 to 579 code for a protein of 192 amino acids. Gene Ontology annotation, molecular function: DNA binding.